This is a messenger RNA of Abrus precatorius (Indian licorice), 1212 nucleotides long. Its product is annotated as calcineurin B-like protein 3. Bases 307 to 987 code for a protein of 226 amino acids. NCBI's taxonomy places the organism in Eukaryota, Viridiplantae, Streptophyta, Magnoliopsida, Fabales, Fabaceae. The record is from RefSeq and is a predicted model, not a curated record. Gene Ontology annotation, molecular function: calcium ion binding; kinase binding. Gene Ontology annotation, biological process: calcium-mediated signaling. The transcript has 10 exons.
GGGCCUUGUGGGUUGUACUCUAUCUGUCAGCGACCAUAUCACUUUCGUCACCUUAACAAACACAGAUUCCUCAAUCAUCCUCAGUUUCUCAAUCGUAACUGAAGGCCUCGCUACUGAAAACUCUUUUCCAAAGCUUCUAAAUCCUCUCUCUCUCUCUCUCUCUCUCUGUUUGUUGAUCUUUUGCCUCCAAGAUUUUUUUCCUCCAUUGCUGCCUUUCAAAUUUUGAAGAUCUUGCCACUUGAUAUUGGCUACCAGAAGUUGGAAAUGGUUAAAAGUUAUGGAGUGUUCUGAUUUGCAAGAGAUAUCAUGUUGCAGUGCUUAGAGGGAAUUAAGCCUUUAUUUGCUUCCCUAUUGCGUUGUUGUGAUAUUGAUAUCCUUAACCAGCCAAGAGGCCUCGAAGAUCCUGAACUUCUUGCUAGAGAGACAGUGUUCAGUGUGAGUGAAAUAGAAGCACUUUAUGAGCUCUUUAAAAAGAUCAGCAGCGCUGUAAUUGAUGAUGGGCUGAUUAAUAAGGAAGAGUUUCAGUUGGCAUUGUUCAAGACAAAUAAAAAGGAAAGUCUGUUCGCUGAUCGGGUAUUUGAUUUAUUUGACACAAAGCACAAUGGGAUACUGGGUUUUGAAGAGUUUGCCCGUGCUCUCUCGGUUUUCCAUCCAAAUGCCCCUAUUGAUGAUAAGAUUGAAUUUUCCUUUCAACUGUAUGACCUCAAGCAGCAGGGUUUUAUUGAAAGGCAGGAGGUGAAGCAAAUGGUAGUUGCUACACUUGCUGAAUCUGGUAUGAACCUAUCAGAUGAUGUUAUAGAAAGUAUAAUUGACAAGACUUUUGAGGAAGCUGAUACAAAGCAUGAUGGCAAGAUUGACAAGGAAGAGUGGAGAAACCUUGUUUUGCGCCAUCCUUCUCUUUUGAAGAACAUGACCCUUCAAUAUCUCAAGGACAUCACCACAACAUUCCCAAGCUUUGUAUUCCAUUCACAAGUAGACGAUACUUGAAGGUCAAGUUUUUACUUGAUGAUUUCUCCUAUGGUUUCUUUGCCUUUUGGUUGCUGAGCCACCUCUUGUCUAAAAAAGGCAUGGCAGAUAGCCUUGCUUACCUUACAUUAGUUAUACCUUGGAAUAAGAUUUGUGGAUUGGUUUGUUGUGGAUAAUUUUCAUUUUUUCUUGAAACUAUCAGACACCUUGUGUUUCUCAUAUUAUCGAAAUCAAUUCUUCUCAGCU